GCCAAGGGCGGGGUUGAGGUUUAGCCAUGCGGGGUUAGGGAUUUCCCGGCUCCUUCCCACCCCACCCCCGAACCCGGGAAUCAGCAUUCACACGUUAAUUCAAAGACUGUGGAAGAAAAAUAAAAGGCCUGGUUUCAGGAGAUUAUGUCCGAAGAUUCAGAUAAGGACAAGCAGCACAUAGAACAAAUAACCAGUGAUGAUUACAAUUCGGACGAAGAUCCCUUUAACCCAUUUUUAAGAGAAGAUCUUGAGCAGUGUGCCUUUUUUGCAGAUUCUUUUUAUGAUCAACUUUUGCCACGGACCACACAGAUUUUAUUGGAAUAUAACUCGGGGAAAUGGGUGCCACGACUUCGUGAACCACGAGAUUUAUAUGGCCUGUCUCCUGCAGCUGGACACCUGAAUCUAGUACGCUGGCCCCAUGAGUAUGAAGUUAUCAGAGAGAAAAUUGAGCAUAUUGAGUGGGUUCCCCCUCAGCCGGAGCCACUAUACAGUCCAACAUGUCUGGGGAUUGAGCCUCUUUGCACAGACCCCAGAGAGGGUGCUGUGGUGUAUCUAGCAGAUGGAGCUGAUAAAGAGUCCAGCUUUAUGUAUUCUCGAAUAGGGGGGAGCUUCCCCUCAAAGCACGUGCUUCCUCAAUCCUGGGAUGACUGGGACAAUACUUUGAUCUUUGAAGCACGAUUUGAAAGUGGCAAUCUGCAAAAGGUGGUCAAAAUUAGUGAUUUUGAGUACCAGCUGACACUACGCACUGAUCUCUACACAAAUAAGCACACCCAGUGGUACUACUUCCAGGUCACCAACACCCAAGCAGGAAUGCCCUACCGUUUCACCAUUGUCAACUUCACCAAGCCAACAAGUUUGUAUAAUCGUGGUAUGCGUCCGUUGCUGUAUUCAGAAGCAGAAGCAAAGAUCCACCAAGUGGGGUGGCAAAGGACAGGAGAUGAAAUCAAGUAUUAUAAAAACAAUUUCGGCCAAGGUGGGCGCCAGUAUUUUUCCCUGACAUGGACGUUCCAGUUCCCGCAUGAUAGGGACACCUGCUAUUUUGCCCACUGCUAUCCUUACACUUACAGUAACCUGCAAGACUACCUAGCAACCGUUGUUAGAGACCCAAGGCGGUCCAAGUUCUGCAAGGUCCGCAUCUUGUGCCAUUCUCUGGCUAGGAACAUAGUCUAUGUUCUAACCAUCACUAACCCCUUGCAAGAUUUUCAGGAGGAAAAACGCAAGGCAGCGGUGAUUUUGACUGCCAGGGUGCACCCAGGUGAAACGAAUAGUUCCUGGGUGAUGAAGGGCUUUCUGGAUUACAUUCUAGGGGAUUCAAAGAAUGCCCAGUUGCUUCGGGACACUUUUGUUUUUAAGGUGGUACCAAUGCUGAAUCCAGAUGGCGUUAUUGUAGGUAAUUACCGCUGCUCUUUAGCAGGCAGGGACUUAAACCGCAACUAUAAAUCGGAUCUCAAGGAAUCAUUCCCUCCCAUCUGGUAUACCCGCAGCAUGAUCAAAAGAAUGAUGGGAGAGCGCAAUGUUCUCCUAUAUUGUGACCUUCAUGGUCAUAGCAGGAAAGAGAAUGUCUUCAUGUAUGGCUGUGAAAAACGAGAUCAUCAAGAAGAAGGGGCAGGCUUACGUCAGCGCGUUUUUCCUUUCAUUAUGAGCAAACGUUGUCCCGAUAAAUUCUCGUUCCAAGAUUGCAAUUUCAAGAUACAAAAAGCUAGAGAAGGGACAGGUCGAAUAGUGAUGUGGAAGAUGGGCAUCAGCAACAGCUAUACCUUAGAAGUUACUUUCUGUGGGUCUAAAUUGGGCAGUAGAAAUGGUACCCACUUUAGUACCAAAGAUCUAGAAUCCAUAGGACACCAUUUCUGUGAGUCACUGUUGGACUUCUGCAAUAAAAAGAAGAGUAAGUAUAACGAGUGCCUGAAUGAAUUGGAGGAAAUGCGAAAACAGGGUGUUCUAUCUGCCUCUGUCAAUGACAGAGAUUCCAGCUCUGACAGUUCAGACUCCAAUGAGGUUACCGUUAAACUAGAAGCCCAGGCAAAACCAAGAAAGAAGUAUCUGAAAAUCAAGAAAGAAAGGAGUGCCUUUCUGGUAUCAUCAGGAAGAAGAUUUUCUAAACAUCCCCAUGAAUCAAUUAAUGGAACCAAAAAAUCAGAAGAAUCUUCCCACAGAAUUUCCAAGAGCCAUGAACAAUUUAUUAAAAAUACCCAGGUUUUUCAGAAUCUGAAACCAAUGAAGCUGCAAAACAUGCAAAAGGAAAAAUAUGAAAUUACCAAGCAGACUGUAGAAUCUUUCCCCCGAACACCCAAUGCUAAAAAGGAAUGCUCUGAGCACUUUUGGGAAUGUGCUAAGGAGGAAAAUGGGAAGCUGCCAUACAGAGGUUGGGUCAGCACCAACACCUCCUUCCACUCCAGUCUGAAAGGAAGACGGAGGAGACAUUUUGAGUCAAAAGCCUUAGCAGGGCUUCAUGAACUCCUUAGAGAAACUAACUCAAUUGCAGAAGGUAAACUUCAUGAAAUGUCGUUUGAUUCCCAAACAGAUUCUAUGCAAGAUGAACAAAAUAAAUAUACAGUUCAGUACGUCAGUCAUUACUUUCCUGAACAAGGAUUAAAUAUUGGCUGGGACAUAGCCCAACCUUUGAAGCACAUCAUCUCACAGAGACUUUUUCUGCCUCCUGCCAUCCUUGACCAGAUGUGCAACACACCAGUAAGGCACCAAGGUGCACUCUCAGGUUGCAAACUUCCUAGGGUGGAAAAUAUGAAAAAAGAAGCAAAGAUUCCACAAAGAACCUCUCUGAUACAAGUGGAGGGUCUUCCUAGCUCUCUGGUUCUGUCUCGGGCAACUGCAGAAAAUAACACUGAAAGGGGUUGUGUCACAUUGGAGUUAGGAGAAAAAGAAGUACAAACCAUGGCCCUGACUCAAGACACACAUUUUAAUUCUUUACAUAACAAAGCUACAACUUGGCGAUUAGAGAAGUGUCAAACUGGAAGAGCCACUAGUUGCAGAGAGAAGACAUCUUUACAAGCAAAAGAUUUUCUUGACAACCUGAAACACAAUUUAGAUGACAAAGAAAGGAAAAUAAAGGAGAAAUCACCAGCAAGCAAUGUUAAACCUGACAGAAACAAUGGAGCAAACCAUGAAGGAAGUUUUAGACUCAGUGAGUCCUCUCAUACACAAGAUUUUCUACAACUCUCCUUACCUUUGGUGUCAGAAGGAAAGUAUAGGCAAGUCACUGAAAAAUACCAGAGGAAUGAACAGCAACCUAAGUUGUCCUUAGGUCGGCCUCGACCUCGCUUGGCUACACUAAUGAAUACAAAAGAGAACCACAAGACACUUUUACUGAAACGCUGUGAGGAUGAUGAAGCAUCCACUUCUACAUCUCUACUGCACACUGGGUCAAAAAUGCCAGUGAAAAAGUUACUGUGCCAAAGUGAGAGCAAGUUUUUUUCAAAGAGACGCAAAAGUGAGUGCCUAAAUCACAGGCCUUCGAUGCAAGACCUUUCAGCAACAACUGAGAGAAUUUCCUUUCACGCUUAGAAACAGGUGCCAUUUCUUUUGAGGCAACUAACAAGCCAAUGCAUACCACUGCAAAGGCUCUAUCCAGAUGUACAACCUGCAAUGAUAUCUUCAGAAAUUAUUGCUUCAGUUCCUUGGAUGUGGUGCUGAGAAAAUGCAAAAAAAAAAAAGUAUCUUCAUUGUAGAGCACUUGUGCCAUGCGCAGGCUUGGAACACAGGAAACAAAAAUAUGCUGGAACAUCACCCAUGGGGCUUCUGUGACAGAUAAAAACAGAACCAAAAUAUGAACUAGUUUGUUUAUGUUUAUUGCUGGCAAAUUUUACAGGGAAGCAAAUCUAGUCAUUUUACUUUUGAAUUUCACUUGCUUUAAAACUGAUGCUAUUUUAACAAAAUGAUUAACUGAAAAAGGAGGGUUGGGGUACUGUUUCUCAGUACUAAAACCUAUUAGACAAAUUAAAAAAUCAUAGUGGGGAUCAUAAUCCAAUCUUGCCUUAGAUCUAAAAAGAGAAAUAACAAAUAAUCCACAGGAAUUGCUUUUCUACACUUAAUCAAAAUGAUAUUAAAUUGGAGGUUCCAGUCAAGCACUGUAUUAUCCAGCAAUCCUCUUACUAAUGGCCAAGAUCUGCCUAUAGUAUCUACUAACAAGUGAGUCCCUUUUAGCAAAGGUUCCAGACAUGUUAAUUAAAAGUUUCCUUCUUGUAGGUUCAGCCAUUUUAUUGGUUCCUGAUGGGUAUGGGUGGAUAAGUAGCCCUUUAACUUUGAUACAUAGGGUACAUUCCCAUUAGUUGCUUGAAAUGCAGCAAGCUGCAUUCACACGAAGUUAUUCACACUAGAGCGGGAAGAUGUCAUCCCCUGACACGCAGGACCUUUUUGGUUUACCCACCCCUGCAACCCCCCUGGAACUCCUGUUCAUUAAGCCAUCAUCUGUAUCUGUGUGUUUAUCUGCACCUGAGCAACAGCGGCUAGGGUAGGUUCACAUUACUGUUUACUCAACACCCCAUUUUCUAAUCAGAUUGAAGCUGGUUUAAGGGGGAAAACACAUCAAACAGCAUUUUCUUGACAGUAUUUGUUAAGAAACUACAGGAUCAAUUUGCAUUGUGGCUUAAGUUGUGAAUGCAGCUUCAAAAAUUAGUGGGAGAACACUGAAUAAGUAAGCGGUAAUGUGAGUUCUGUAUACCCUUAUUUUCUGU
Molecule: messenger RNA, 4688 nt
Organism: Zootoca vivipara (common lizard)
Lineage: Eukaryota; Metazoa; Chordata; Lepidosauria; Squamata; Lacertidae
Gene: AGBL3
Product: AGBL carboxypeptidase 3
Biological process (GO): proteolysis
Molecular function (GO): zinc ion binding; metallocarboxypeptidase activity
Source: RefSeq, a predicted model, not a curated record